AUGAUCACCGACGACGCGUACGGACGAUGGAAGUCGUUGGUCCCGUUCGUGUACGACUGGUUCGCGCACACGCGGACGUCGUGGCCGUCGCUGUGCGCGCGCUGGGGCGAGGUGCUCGACGCGAACGACCAUCGCUCGCGACAGCGCGUCUAUCUCACCGAACAGACCGAAGGGACGACGGCGAGCGGGAAGCCGACGCCGAACACGAUAUUGGUGUGCCAGGCGGAGGUGGUGCGACCGCGCGUGGCGGCGGCGGAGCACAUGAUUUUCGAUGAACACGCAAAGUCGCCAAUUUUAAAGAAGGAAAAGGCGCUGUGGCACCCGGGAGAGGUGAAUCGAAUGCGGUGCGUGCCGGGGAAAGAAAACGUGCUGUUGACGCACACGGAUGCGCCGGAGGUGUUCGUGUUCGACGCGAACGGGCCGGGAGGGAAGCAGAGCGCGUGUAAGAGAGCAGACGGGACGCAGUACACGCCGCCGACGGCGUGCUUGCGAGGACACACGGAAAACGCGGAAUACGCGCUGGCGGUGUCGACGGUGGGAGAGGUGGUGGCGAGUGGAGGUAAGGAUGAAAAGGUGAUGAUUUGGGAGCUCGGAGAUGCGAGCACGGGGGGCGGGGCGAGAGGAAAGGAGGAGAAGGAGGGAAGCGGCGCGCCCGUGGUGGGCGGCGGGUUGAGCUCGACGGAACUCGCGAGACACACGUCUAUUUGGGCGCGCGUCGAGUUUUCGGGGCACACCGAUACGAUCGAGGAUGUGUGCUUUAACCCACGGAACGAGCGGGAGCUGUGCUCGGUCGGGGAUGAUCGGAAUAUGUUUUUUUGGGACACGCGAACGAAGAAGGCGGCGGGGUUCGCGAAGGGGGCGCACGCGGACGACGUGCACUGCGUCGCGUGGAGCGCGUUCGAAGAGCACGUCAUCGUUACUGGUGGAAAAGACACCACCGUUAAGGUUUGGGAUCGUCGAACGCUGUCCGAUAGCUCGAACGAGGCAAUGCACACGUUCGACGACCACACCGACAGUGUUUUGUGCGUGGACAUGCACCCGCAGGCAAAGGGGGUUUUCAUGACAGCCGACGAAGUAGGCCGCGUGAACGUGUUUGAUUACUCGAAAGUCGGCGCUGAACAGAGUGCGGAACAAGCAAAAGCUGGUCCGGCGCACUUGGUCUUUCAGCACAGCGGCCAUCGUGGGACGGUUUGGGAUAUUCAGUGGAACCCUUACGACUCCUGGACCGCGUGCUCGACCUCGGUCGGGGACUUUCAGAAUACUUUGCAACUCUGGCGCGUGAACGAUUUGAUCUAUCGCGACGAAGAGGAGUGCAUUCGUGAGCUCGAACAACAUCGGGAUAUCAUAUGUGGUCGCGCGGCGCUGAAACAGUCAGAGCCGUCGGUGAAGGAGGAAAAAACGGACGCCGACACCGACGGCGGCUCUAUUAUCAUCGAAGACGACCGCGUGGACGAAGACUAG
Messenger RNA from Ostreococcus lucimarinus CCE9901, 1461 nucleotides. RefSeq lists its product with no specific name. Lineage: Eukaryota; Viridiplantae; Chlorophyta; Mamiellophyceae; Mamiellales; Bathycoccaceae. Gene Ontology annotation, cellular component: nucleus. The record is from RefSeq and is a predicted model, not a curated record. Gene Ontology annotation, biological process: regulation of gene expression. Gene Ontology annotation, molecular function: histone binding. The transcript has a single exon. Bases 1 to 1461 code for a protein of 486 amino acids.